AUGUUUAACGGUAUGAUGGAUCCUGAUUUGAUCCGAAUCGCUCAAGAACAGAUGAGUCGUAUGACACCUGCUGAUAUGGCCAGGAUCCAACAACAGAUGAUGUCUAAUCCAGAGUUGAUGAGGAUGGCUUCAGAAAGCAUGAAGAAUAUGAAUCCUCAAGAUUUUAAAAUGGCGGCUGAACAGUUAAAGCAUACACGGCCUGAAGAGAUGGCUGAGAUUGGUCAGAAGAUGGCUAAUGCAUCUCCCGAAGAAGUAGCAGCUAUGCGUGCUCAUGCUGAUGCUCAGGUCAAAUAUCAAUUGAGUGGGGCUGAGAUGUUGAAGAACCAGGGAAAUGCACUUCACAGUCAAGGAAAGUUCGAUGAAGCUUUGCAGAAGUAUAAGCUGGCUAAGGAAAACAUUAAAGAGAUUCCAUCUUUUCAAAGUAGAAAGCUUCUUUUGGCGCUUUCACUAAACUUGAUGUCCUGUUACUUGAAGACAAGGCAGUAUGAAGAAUGCAUAAAUGAAGGUUCUGAGGUUUUAGUAUAUGAUGCAAAGAACCUCAAGGCUCUUUAUCGAAGAGGUCAAGCGUAUAAGGAACUAGGCCAGCUACAUGAAGCCGUUUCUGAUUUGAGCAAUGCAGUUGAAGUGUCUUCUGGCGAUGAUACAAUUGCAGAUCUUUUACGGGAUACCAAGGAACAGUUGAUAAAGGAAGGUGGUGAUCGUGCACCCAGAAAAUUAGUAAUUGAAGAAAUAACUGAAGAAGACGAGAAUGUGCCUUCUGGAAACAACAGAAGCUCUUCUUCUGAACAAAAAGUUGAUCAACCAAAAAAGUUUGGUGACUCUUCUAAGAGUAAAAGUAUAGCUAACAAUGGGAAUCCAAAAUCAACUUCAGAGAGUUUAGAUGCACUGAAAAAAGAUCCAGAAGCCAUCAGAUCAUUCCAAAACUUCAUUUCAAAUGUCGAUCCUGCCACUCUGGCUUCUUUAAAUAAUGGACAAUCCAAAGAUGUGUCUCCAGAUAUGAUUAAAGCAUCCUCGGAAAUGAUUGGCAAGAUGUCACCUGAGGAACUUCAGAAAAUGCUUGACAUGGCAUCUUCAUUUCAAGGGGACAAUCCAUUUUUUGGAGGAGGUUCCUCUAAUUCUCCUUUCAACCCAGGAUCUAUUCCUCCCAACGUGACACCCGAUAUGUUUAAAACUGCAAGUGAUAUGAUGAGUAAAAUGCCACCAGAUGAGCUUAAGAAGAUGUUUGAAAUGGCAUCCUUACUGAAAGGGAAAGAAUCUAUUCCAUCAUCAGCAGCUGUGGACAAGAAUGAAAGAAAUGUUUCACAGUCAAACUUCCCAUCCUCAAGCACCACUCGUGCUUUUGGAGAACCAAGUUCUUCUAACAAUGCGUUUUCAAAUAUUAGAAAUGCUUCAGAGCCAAACUUCCCAUCCUCAAGUAUUGAUUUACAAGAACAGAUGAGAAACCAGAUGAAAGAUCCAGCUAUGCGGCAGAUGUUCACAUCAAUGGUUAAAAAUAUGAGCCCAGAAGUGAUGGCAAACAUGGGAGAGCAAUUUGGUUUCAAGCUUUCACCAGAAGAAGCAGCAAAAGCUCAGCAGGCGAUGUCAUCCUUAUCACCAGAGAACUUGGAUAAAAUGAUGCUUUGGGCGGACAGGCUUCAAAGAGGAGCUGAAUGUGCUAAAAGAACAAAGAAUUGGUUGCUAGGAAGAUCAGGCCUUGUCUUCGCAAUAUGCAUGCUCAUUUUGGCUUUCAUUCUUAACCGGUCAGGUUUCAUUGGUAGCUAGAAUAAGUGUUGCAUAUUAUAUGAGUUUCCUUAGUGGUUCAAACUCCGGCAUGGCCUUGUGAGGCAAAAUGAUUGAAUGUCAUAUCUGCCAAAGUAACCAAGGAGAGAAGAGGUUGAAACAUAGUAACAUACCAUUGAUUAUUUGGAAAGCAAUGCCAUAAUGUUGUCUCAACAGAUUUUACAAAUUGAGGAUGUGAUUGACACUUUAUUUCCCUCUCUGUAAUAUAUUAGCUUUUGAAUUAUUUAAUGUUUAUCAUGUAGUACUAGGAAGAAUCCUUCCAUUCAGUAAAUUUAGUCAUUGCCAUACCCUAAUUUUAAUGCUUGUAGUUGUAACAUUCACUCCGGUAGCCAAGGUUUGUGGAAUCAUUUCUGAAUUUUUCAUCUACUGCUGCACGGAAACGCGUUAUGUAUCUAAUUUACACUUAUUUGUUUUCA
Messenger RNA from Medicago truncatula (barrel medic), 2195 nucleotides. Its product is annotated as outer envelope protein 61. Lineage: Eukaryota; Viridiplantae; Streptophyta; Magnoliopsida; Fabales; Fabaceae. The transcript has 11 exons. Bases 1 to 1761 code for a protein of 586 amino acids. The record is from RefSeq and is a predicted model, not a curated record. Gene Ontology annotation, molecular function: protein binding.